Symbiodinium sp. CCMP2456 is the source of this 525-nucleotide messenger RNA. Lineage: Eukaryota; Dinophyceae; Suessiales; Symbiodiniaceae. The record is from the annotation of a GenBank genome assembly.
AUGGCAUCGCCUUCAGCGGUGUUCCUCAAAAAGCUGGAGUCCUUCCUGAAGCGGAUCCGUAAGUGGGACACCGAGUUCCUUUGCAUCGGAAAGAACGCCGCAGAGGUCUUCAACGUGCCGAAGCCGGAGGAGGUUGUGCCGCGAAUCACAGCCAACCUUGAUUACUUCAGCGUGAACUAUGCGGUAUGCCUUGCCGUCUUUGCCCUGACCUCCAUCGUGGUAUACCCGCAGCUGCUGGUGCUCGUUUGCGUCUUCUCGGGCCUCUGGUACGGCUUGCUGACGCGGCCGAACCACAUGAGACUGCAGAUUGCCAAUGCGCUGCUGACGAAGCGCCACUUGAUCUACGCCUUGGGCUCAUUGAACGCUCUGGUGGUUCUGGUCUUCUACCGCAUGAUGAUCUUUGCCAUUAUUGGUGCAUCGUUGAUGUUUGUUCUGCUCCAUGCUGGCCUACAUGCCGUGCCCGCGAAUGCCAAGGGAAAGGUGGCGGAGGAGGAGGGUUCAGAGCAGACCGCCCCGAUCGUCUGA